Dermatophagoides pteronyssinus (European house dust mite) is the source of this 831-nucleotide messenger RNA. RefSeq lists its product as uncharacterized. The record is from RefSeq and is a predicted model, not a curated record. Lineage: Eukaryota; Metazoa; Arthropoda; Arachnida; Sarcoptiformes; Pyroglyphidae.
AUGAUAUCAUUGAUGAGACGAACAAUAAUGUUCUUAGAUUAUAUUUAUCAUCAGCACAGUUAUGCUUGUUUUGAAUUGCUAUAUUGUUAUCAGGAAAUAUGGAGUAAUGCCUUAUACGGUUAUCUAAUAAUAAGCAUACCAUUUAAUGUAAUUGCUGUAACCACUUUAUUAGCCGAACAAUUAAAAUUGAUGGAAAUGAUUAUACAAUAUGUUAUCAUCAUAACACAUGCGGCAAUAACUGUAUUGUCUUUGUUUCAAUUCUCACAAGAAACAAAACUUUUAAAUGAAGCAAAAUUGUAUUUAGUACCUAUCAUACAAUCAACCCAUAGUUAUAUUUGCUAUGAUGUACUAUAUUGUUAUCAAGAAAUAUGGGGUAAUGCUUUAUUUGGUUAUCUAAUGAUAAGCAUACCAUUUAAUGUGAUCGCUGUAACCACUUUGUUCACUGAACAAUUAACCUGGAUGGAAAUGAUUAUACAAUAUGUAAUCAUCAUAAUACAUGCGGCAAUAACUGUAUUGUCUUUGUUUCAAUUUUCACGAGAAACAAAACUAUUAAAUGAAGCAAAAUUCCAUCUAGUUCCAAUUAUACAAUCAUUGGUAAUCUAUAAUAGAGCCGUUGUAUUUGGAUUAUAUGACAUUAAUCAAAAUCGAUCCACGAUUUUAAGUCUGAAAAUAAAAUAUUCCGAUCUAUUCAAUAGAUUGACAUUUGGACGAAAAUAUGGACCUUAUGUUUCAACAGUUGGUGUAAUUACCAACAUGUUUAUAUUCAAUAUGGCGAUUACUUAUGUUGGUUUAUUCAUUUUUAUAUCAUCUCAUCUUGAUUUUGACAAUUAA